Molecule: messenger RNA, 249 nt
Organism: Colletotrichum higginsianum IMI 349063
Lineage: Eukaryota; Fungi; Ascomycota; Sordariomycetes; Glomerellales; Glomerellaceae
Exons: 1
Coding region: 1-249 (82 amino acids)
Source: RefSeq, a predicted model, not a curated record
AUGAAAGACUACGGCUUCGAUCGCUGCUGUUCUGCUGAGGAGACCGAGGGCCUCAUGUGUGUUUGCAGCUCCCUUUUCGACGCCUGCGGCGUCAGAUCCCAUGUCCUUCACGAAUGGGUGGCCAAAGGCGACAAGAAGCUUGUCGAAGAAAUCAGCUGCUUCAUCACGCUCGAUCCCGAUGAGUUCCCGUCCAGACACGUCACAUUGUUCAACAAUAACUGCAAGAUAUUGACAAUCGACAUGCUGUGA